Messenger RNA from Colletotrichum destructivum, 1727 nucleotides. RefSeq names its product Putative F-box-like domain superfamily protein. The record is from RefSeq and is a predicted model, not a curated record. The coding region runs from base 61 to 1536 and encodes 491 amino acids. Gene Ontology annotation, molecular function: protein binding. Lineage: Eukaryota; Fungi; Ascomycota; Sordariomycetes; Glomerellales; Glomerellaceae. The transcript has a single exon.
CAGUAUCAUCCGCUCAUUACGCUCUAUAUCUUAUAUUUCCCCGAUAACGAAGCAUCUAUAAUGCAGCCACAAACUCCGAAACUCAAAACCAUUGAGCCAAGACCGAGGCUCAGAUGGUUCUCAUUUAUACCACGCGAGGUGCUCCUCAUGAUUGCAGACCAGCUAUCCACACCAUCACAGGUGGCCUUUGCGUUAACCUGCAAGUACUUUUUUACAACACUCUGCCCAACUCACCAAUUCCCACCACCAAAUAUGGACGAUCUACUUGCUAUUCUCCUACUAUUAGGGAGAGAUAUGCCGAAUUGGUUUCUAUGCUUUGGAUGCAAACGGCUGCUGCCCUUGAAGCGAAAUAACGAGGGUAAUCUGCAAGGACAGCUUCACACAAACUGUGAUUCCAAGCUUCAAAUUGUUCGCGAGUUCCUUCAUAAACGUCCACUGAGGCGGCGUCAUAUCAGAAGCUGCCGUGGAGUUGGUUUAUGUCAUCCCUGGAUCGAGAGCCUAAGUCUUGUAACUUGGAGACCAGCGGUUAGUGGGCUGGAACGUGGUGUUCCUGAAAUCACUUUCACCGAGGGCCAUCUUAUCAUGAACCGGCAUUUUUACGGAGCAGCUCAUGGAUUACCUACUCAACAUCUCGAAAGCAUAUUUGAGUUCGAAAGAUCUAUCCCCUUAGACAAUGGAGAGAUCAAAACACGCCACUUCCCGCUUGACGCCUAUCUCCGUAGCAAGAGAUACAACUUGCGGCCGCUACGUCAAAACACAUUACAAGCUGCCACACGUUGGAAAUUUACCCACGAAACCUCUGCGAAGGUGCUAGAUGACGAACUGUAUGUUUGCCGUCAUCAUGAUAUAAACGGGCCUCCGUGCUCCACGAUCGACUUCUCUAGGGUUAUUGAUAGUCUCGAGCUCCCCGUGUGUCGACACAUUCUUGGCUCCAGCAAGAUGCCUAGUCUGCGUUUCUGGGACGAAGGCAACACUUGCAUCCCCGAGCUCCAAAGCAUACGGAUAUCUGCAACCGAGCCUCAAUUGGAUGUACAUCCGGACAACGCAGUUGGCUCAUGUAGGAUGUGCUUUACCGACUAUGAAAUCGCCAUUGAAAGAGGCGGGGACCAGAGAAAAUGGAGUUUGAAGCUCACCACCUAUCACAAGCUUGGAAAUUUCCGCACGCUCAAAGAUGACGCCUGGCUUGGGCUGAUGCAAACCACCCGUUCAAGACUUCUUCCGGAAUACCAUGGAAAGUCUCCUGCAGGAGCAGUUCGCAAAAAAUGGCUUCAAGACCGGGGAAAAACCUCAACAGCAGCAGGAGAGCGCAGCAAUUCGGAAACCAGCACACAUGCUGGCCCACUCCCAAGUUGGAUUCUUCCUUUUCGUUUUAUGGUUGAACGGCGCUAUUCUCGCUUUGAUGGCCCGAGUCUUGAUUCAUGGCUGGCAUAUCGCAAAGCUGUCGUCAUGUGCUAUUCAGGCCAGAAUAAUGAGGCCAGACCAGGCUCAGUUACUUAUCAUGGAACAAAGUCCGUAGGGGAGAUUUCAGACUCAUGAACGUUUGAUGAUUUCUGAUUUAGGUAACGGGACAAGAUCCAUCUGUAUGUUGCUAUAAACGAGACGAGGAUUUUGAUCCACUUGGAUUAGCCUCAAGGCUAGUGUAUGUGUUUGCUUUAACAAGGCUCAGUUGAGGCUUUGGAGUAGCUAUUAGAACUUACAAAGGGCAAAAAUAGCUUGAUUCGUAUAAC